AUGACCAGAAGAAUAUUAAAUGUUAAUACAUUUAAAUUAGACAUUGUUGUGCUUGGUGAUGGGUGCUGUCAGCCUGUAUCUUACUGGUCUGUGCUUCCUUUAUUCCAGAUAAUUGAUAAGAGCAAACGAGACCCCUCUGAAGAAAUUGAGAUUCUCUUGAGAUAUGGGCAGCAUCCAAACAUCAUUACUCUGAAAGAUGUGUAUGAUGAUGGGAAGUAUGUGUACCUGGUGAUGGAGCUAAUGCGAGGAGGAGAGCUCUUAGACCGAAUCCUUCGACAGAAGUGUUUCUCAGAACGAGAGGCUAGUGCUGUCCUUUGCACCAUUACUAAGACGGUGGACUAUCUGCAUUCCCAAGGGGUUGUGCAUCGAGAUCUGAAGCCCAGUAACAUUCUCUACAUGGAUGAGUCAGGAAACCCAGAUUCCAUUAGGAUCUGUGACUUCGGAUUUGCCAAACAGCUGAGAGCAGAGAAUGGACUACUCAUGACACCUUGCUACACAGCCAACUUCGUAGCCCCUGAGGUCCUGAAACGACAAGGUUAUGACGCAGCCUGUGACAUCUGGAGCUUAGGGAUCCUGUUGUACACCAUGUUGGCAGGAUUCACCCCUUUUGCAAAUGGACCAGAUGACACCCCAGAAGAGAUACUGGCCAGGAUUGGCAGCGGAAAAUAUGCACUUGCAGGAGGAAACUGGGAUUCAGUGUCCGAUGCUGCCAAGGAUAUUGUGUCCAAGAUGCUUCAUGUAGAUCCUCAUCAGCGCCUAACAGCAGUCCAGGUGCUAAGACACCCAUGGAUAGUGAACAGGGAAUAUCUAUCUCAAAAUCAACUCAGCAGACAGGAUGUUCACCUGGUGAAGGGUGCAAUGGCAGCCACAUACUUUGCUUUAAACAGAACACCUCAGGCACCAAGGCUGGAGCCUGUAUUAUCCUCCAAUCUGGCUCAGAGGAGGGGCAUGAAAAGACUUACCUCAACAAGGUUAUAGCAGACCCCAAAAAUGCCUCACUGAAACCCACAGUUUAUUAUUCAAGAGGUUCAUCUUUAUUACUCAGAUAACAGAACUUUGGACAACAUGCACAUGAAGUCACCAGAAUCAGCAGAAGUCCAGCAUAAGGCAAAGUUACCCUUUGCUGUUUUAUUUUUUACAUUUGGGCCAGGAUCCUGAAUCAGAAACUUCUCCAAGACGUGCCAAUUGCCCUAGUUCCUUAUUGACUUAAAGCCAAAUAAAAUAAGAUUCCCUCCCAACCCCAAGUACUAUUCUUGAAUCCUUAAGAUGUUCUGAGAUCACUUUUUUAAAAGCACUUUUCACAGUGAAAGCAAGCAGUUUGGUUUAAAAGUUUUCAACUGUGCCAGCAUCUGCAUCACGGUGAAUUGGCUCAACCAGUCAGCAGUAUACAUCUACUGAUCAUCAGCUGCACUGAAGCCCAUCUCAAAGGACUUGAAGGUUGGGGAGACAUGGUGCCAAAUACCAGAUUUAGAAAAAAAUCUGUACUAAGUGAAGGAGAAAGAGCUGUCACUGAUGAACACAUCUCCUGAUUCUGAGAAAUCUUGUGAACUCUCCCACUCUCAUCUGAUGUUGAAUAAGGUAUGGAACAGUGACAGCCCCUCUAAGAGCAGAUGUCACGAGCCUUAAUAUAUUGAGGUUUGGUAGAGAACUCUGGGAACUGCAGUCUCCAAAAGGGAUUGUUAGGUCUCAUGUGAAUGAAGUCAGAUGUCUGGCCAAGACUAUACGAGUAGGAGCCUGUGGCUGAGAGAGGAGGUAAGCCCUAUGUUUGGCCUCUCCAUAGUAGCAGGCUUGAGCAAACAAGCUGAAGAUGGCUGGUGGAAUAGAGCCAGGAAAAGACCUGGGACAGACCUACAGACAGCACACAGAAAGACCCCCAGCAGGGUUAUUGCCAGAAGGAAGUCGCUUGGACAAGAUAGUGAGGGGGGGGGGGGUGAUAAAGUCAGUUGAAACUCACAGUUAGGGUGGCAGGAUGUCACCCUUUUUAUAACUGUGCCAACCAGACUAGUGGAUUAUUGAGCCCAGGAGAGGCUAAAUGGACUAUCAUUCUUGUUCCCGCAGGCCUUUUCCUGGGUCUAUUCCACCAGACUUCCUCAGUUUGUUUGCACAGGCCUGCUACUCUGGAGAGAUCAACCCUAAAGCAUAUCUCCAUCCACUGCCCUCCUUAUAUAGUCUUGGCUUGUCACCUGACACACACUCCCAUAGACAUGUGACACUCAACAGUUCCUCCCUGGGAAAUGUACUCUCCAGGUUUCCUGCUUUUAAAGGGUCAAACCUUCUAUUAUGCCUGGGCUCACAGCACUCUCCCAUAAAGGAGCCACCUGAGUCUUACAAGGUAUUUAAAUAAUAAUAAAGAAUACUGUGCUAUUGAGACAAAAUCAAUCAUACUCUGCUAUCUGGGUUUUCCAGGUGUAAUGAUGCGGUUCUGGCGGGACCCAACUGAGAGUGCCGAUUCAGGACAAAUUGCUUAAAA
Molecule: messenger RNA, 2470 nt
Organism: Chrysemys picta bellii (western painted turtle)
Lineage: Eukaryota; Metazoa; Chordata; Testudines; Emydidae
Source: RefSeq, a predicted model, not a curated record